Molecule: messenger RNA, 1021 nt
Organism: Cuscuta epithymum
Lineage: Eukaryota; Viridiplantae; Streptophyta; Magnoliopsida; Solanales; Convolvulaceae
Source: the annotation of a GenBank genome assembly
CUCCGUUAGAAAAAAGGCAAAAGGCCAAGACGAGACGAGAACGGUAUAAGGGUGCGGCACUAUAUUGAGUUUCGCCGGCAAUUCAAUUUGUCGAGACCCCUUCCCCAUAUUUCCUCACGCGCUAGUACUCUGCACGGGGAAAUCCCUUCCAAGUAGUGUAGAAGUUCGGAAGAACAGCCGUAGAAAUGCAGAUUCGGGUCAAAUGCAGUUGCGGUGAAAACUGCCCAGAAUGGGCGAUUGUGGAGCUUCAAGGUGUUAUUGAAGCCCAACCCGCUUUUGCAGAUCGCCUUCAGAACCUCCAAAUCGGCGUCCUCUGCCGGCCGUCUUCUCAGGAGAUUUAUACAUUUACUGUUGGGUACCAUGAGCUAACAGGGAAUAGAAUAACCUUGAAGAAACCUAUGCUAGUACUGAAGAAAAACAAGCUUUUGAAGGAGGAAAAUAGUGAGAGCAACUCGGCUAAUGUGGAAUUGGAUGUAAUCGGGAUUAUUCGACAGAAAAUUCUCUUCAAAACCAGACCAAGGGCUCUUAUAUCCAAAUCACAACCACCUGUGAAGAAAAAGCUAAUUGAAGCCAAGUCAUUAGAGUGAAUGGGACUGAGAAUUUGUGGAUUUGGAUUGUGUAAAGAGCUUAGAUUGGCUUAAAACAAAUCUCUCUGAAGAAAAAUUGAACGCUCUCAUAUUUGAAUAUUUGAUGCGUUGCAAAGAUUCAGACUUUACCUGAAUAUCAUCACGGACUAGCAUUCCAGAUUACAUAACUGGAAACAUUUUGUACACUUGCAUCGUAUUAAACCUUGACACUUUGAAUUACAAUGUUUGUGCUAGAUAGUUUGUUUCUGAAGAAUAUUGUAAUUGAUAGUCACGCUCAGGGGCGGAACCAGGGGAGCGAGCCGGUGCUGGCGCGUCCCCUUCGCCGGAAAUAAUUAUGUAUAUAAUAGGUAUAAGUUCUGAGCCGCCCAGGGUCUUCUUCUGCCUUUCCCGUUCUGCACCAAGCUCUGCGUAUCAAUGGCGUUUGUUUCUUUCGA